CAUCAGAAUUUGCAACCGAAGCCGAAGUGAAUCGAUCGAGGCAGCGAAGGGAAGCGUCGGGUGGUGCCGCCACUGUUGUUGCAGCCAUGGCUGCUGUUGCAGAAACCUACUCAGCAAGAAACCCAGAUACAGUCCACACCGACGUCCUCUCUAGAGCUCGCGAGUCUUGCUACAAGGCUCGCGAUGCUUUCUACGCGUGCGUAGAGAAGGAAUCGAGCAAGAAGCCGACGGAGAUCGGCUCCGUCGGAUUAUUGUACCCCUCCGAGUGUAAAAAAUCGAGGGCCGAGUACGAGAAUCGAUGUCGAGCUUCUUGGGUGAAGCAUUUUGAUAGGCAGUACUGUAGGAACAAGACACUUCGGAGGCUCUUGGACGAUAAGGAUUCAAAGCGCGGUCCUUUAACGCUCCCGCAGCCUUCCACUUUCAAAACUCCCAGUUGAGAUUUGCUCUGCAUUCCUUGCUUGGUGGGAUGUGUUUAUGUUUCGGGAGCUUCGUCGAGAGCCGCAACGAAAACAAUCGGCAAGAAGGGAUGCAGAAAUUUUUCUCUACAUGAAUUGCUUGCUUAGGAGCAGUACAUGUAGUUAAGUCAGACAACUUAUAAAGUGAUAUGCCCUGUCUACAUAGAUUUAAGAUGGAAAAAAUUAUUGUUCCUUCGCAUCACGACAUGAACGAUUAACCGGGUAUGCUCGGGUUCCUACAUUGCCUUCUUUCCUUCUCUAGUUUCUUGAAUCAAUGAUUCCGCUUCUUUAUGAAGUUCUCUUU
Molecule: messenger RNA, 759 nt
Organism: Rhodamnia argentea
Lineage: Eukaryota; Viridiplantae; Streptophyta; Magnoliopsida; Myrtales; Myrtaceae
Exons: 4
Coding region: 87-437 (116 amino acids)
Cellular component (GO): mitochondrion; respiratory chain complex IV
Source: RefSeq, a predicted model, not a curated record